Malania oleifera is the source of this 1249-nucleotide messenger RNA. Its product is annotated as ras-related protein RABA3-like. Gene Ontology annotation, molecular function: GTP binding; GTPase activity. NCBI's taxonomy places the organism in Eukaryota, Viridiplantae, Streptophyta, Magnoliopsida, Santalales, Ximeniaceae. The coding region runs from base 254 to 1006 and encodes 250 amino acids. Gene Ontology annotation, cellular component: endosome. The transcript is spliced from 2 exons. The record is from RefSeq and is a predicted model, not a curated record.
UAUUAAUAAUUAAAAAACAUUAUUUUUUCCUGUUUGUAUGGCUAAAAAGGAGACAAAAGAACCAGUCCAUUAUUGAAGAAACAGUCUCUUUCAUUGAAAGAGCCCCUCCAAAGUUGAAACCAACCACCGACUCCCACUUACUUCCAAAGAAAAGUUAAAGGGUGCUUUCAAUUGUUGAUUUUCGGUAGAGGGAGAGAGAACAUAGCAUAUAUAGCACUGGAGGUGGAUGUUUUCGCAGUUUGGCUGAUUGAAAAUGAAAAUGAGAGAAGAGGGGAAUGGUGGAGAGAAUGGUGAGCAGCAGCAGCAGGUGGAGGAGAAUGGGGUUGAUCGUGAUCGCGAUCAUGAUCAUGAUCAGAAAAUAGACUACGUUUUCAAGGUGGUGGUGAUCGGUGACUCGGCUGUGGGGAAAACGCAGCUGCUGUCCAGGUUUACCAAGAACGAGUUCUGCUUCGACUCCAAGUCCACCAUUGGAGUUGAGUUCCAGACUCGCACUCUCACCAUCAAGUCCAAACUUAUCAAGGCCCAGAUCUGGGACACUGCUGGUCAAGAAAGGUACCGAGCAGUGACGAGUGCAUAUUACAGAGGAGCGCUGGGAGCCAUGCUGGUAUUCGACAUAACCAGGAGGCAGAGCUUUGAUCAUGUUGCCAGGUGGGUGGAGGAGCUUCGAGGCCACGCCGAUAACUCCAUCGUCAUCAUGCUCAUCGGGAACAAAGCCGACCUGGUGGACUCCCGGGCAGUUCCCACUGCGGACGCCGUCGAGUUUGCGGAGGACCAAGGCCUCUUCUUCUCGGAGACUUCCGCACUCAGCGGCGACAACGUGGAGACGGCCUUCCUUCGGCUGCUGGAGGAGAUUCACUCUGUGGUUUCCAAGAAGGCUCUGGAUGCUGACCGCGGAAGUGUCAACGGCGGCGAUCCUGCAGCGCUCAAAGGAUUGAAAAUUGACGUCAUCCCGGGCUCUGACAUGGAAAUUAGCGAGAUGAAGAAGCUGUCCUCGUGCUCUUGUUGAAACCAGCGAGUUCAUGAUUAAGAGAAAUUAUUAAGCUUCUUAGUAGGUGAAUUUUGAUGAAAUGCAUAACAUUGAUCACUUCAAAAUUACAAAUUAUCUGAAAAUGUGUUUUGUUAUUUGAAAAAAUUAUAAUAUGGUUAAGCAACGUACUUCAGUAAUUUCUUGUAGGAUUGGGUUUGACUUCAUUGAGCUUUUGAGACUGAAGUAUUGAGAAUUUUAAAAUAGAAUGUAGUAUUUUUAUGA